This is a messenger RNA of Pyricularia oryzae 70-15, 2379 nucleotides long. Its product is annotated as thermostable alkaline protease. Lineage: Eukaryota; Fungi; Ascomycota; Sordariomycetes; Magnaporthales; Pyriculariaceae. The coding region runs from base 1 to 2379 and encodes 792 amino acids. Gene Ontology annotation, biological process: proteolysis. The transcript is spliced from 2 exons. Gene Ontology annotation, cellular component: cytosol; cell wall; membrane. Gene Ontology annotation, molecular function: serine-type endopeptidase activity; tripeptidyl-peptidase activity. The record is from RefSeq and is a predicted model, not a curated record.
AUGGCGCGUACUGUCUUUUCCAUUACGGCUGCGCUCUUUUGCGCCCUCGCGGGUGUCGCGCAUGGCGCAAACGACCAGGCCAGUCAGGCAUCAGCUGCCCCGGAGCCUGCCGUGAUCCCAGGGUCCUACAUUGCGGAGCUACAAGACAGUGAGGACACCGGCGCUUUCAUGACCAGCCUGAAAUCCGACCUCGGCCAGGACAAUGUCUCCCGGCGCACCGAGCUCAAGUCCAGACUGUUCAACGGAGUCUCGUUUCGCCUGUCUGAUGACUUGGUCCGGGAAAACGACAACUCGACUGUCAACAGAAUCGCCAAUCUUCCCCAGGUCAAACGGCUGUGGCCCGUCCAAAUCGUCCCGCGACCACAAACCGAGACCAAAUGGACGGCAGCAGGUGUGCCAACCCAGCCCAACAGCCGCCAUCGCCGUCGCCAAAACACGGUCCCCUACCCGCCUCACGUCCAAACCCAGGUCGACAAGCUGCACGCCCGAGGCCUGACAGGCAAAGGUGUGCGCAUCAGCAUCAUCGACUCGGGCGUCGACUACCUCCACCCUGCCCUGGGCGGCUGCUUCGGCCCGGGCUGCAUCGUGUCCUACGGCUACGACUUGGUUGGCGACGCCUACAACGGCAACAACGCGCCGGUGCCUGACCAAGACCCCCUGGACCAGUGCGAUGGCCACGGCACCCACGUGGCUGGCAUCAUCGGCGCGCAGCAGGACAAGGUCGCACUGACCGGCAGCGGGCUCAAGGGUGCAGCGCCGGGCGCGACGCUGGGCAUGUACCGCGUCUUUGGAUGCACCGGCGGCUCUGGAACCGAUGUCCUCAUUGCCGCGGUCACCAAGGCGUUUGAGGAUGGCAGCGACAUCAUCACUGGAUCUUUGGGCCUCACGAGCGGCUGGAGCGAGGACGCUUUCUCUGUCACAGUGUCGCGCAUGGUGGCCGCCGGGGUGCACGUUACCUUUGCUGCAGGAAACGAGGUUGGCGGAACCGAGGGCAUGUUCGGUAUCAGUGCGCCGUCGACGGGAGAUGGAGUGCUUGCUAUUUCCUCAUACGAGGCCUCGCUGGCUCCAACUUACGACGCGGCCAAAGGAACGGUUGUGUACACGCGCGAGGCAGUCCUAAGUGGCAGCGUCAGCCGCUUCACUAGCUGGGGGCCCAACUAUGAGUUGCAACUCAAGCCACAGUUUGGAGCUCCAGGCGGACAGAUCCUCUCGCUUUGGCCAACCACUUUGGGGGGAUAUGCGGUGAAUUCCGGCACUUCAAUGGCCACACCACUUGCGGCGGGCGUCAUCGCGCUGCUCAUCGAGGCACGCGGCAAGAUUGCCCCAGGCGUGGUGGAGAAGAUGCUUUCUUCGACGGCGAAGCCAGCACCGUCUUUUAGACUCAGUGAUGCAGGGCAAUGGGUUCUCAGUGAUGGACUGGCACCCGUCGUUCAACAGGGCGCUGGCCUCAUCCAGGCACUGGACGCACUCGAGUCCACAAUCACAUUUGAUGUGCCAAACCUGUCACUCAACGACACUGACAAUUUCUCCGGCUCAACUUCCUUCAAAGUCACAAACCUGGGACAGGAGGUUGCCACUUACAAUGUUUCUCACUCGCCUGCGCUGACGGCCAGCUCUCUUACCUCGAUCUACAGAAACUCGGCCCCUGACAUGAGCAAAGCUGCAGCAAAAGUGUCCUUUGAGCCAUCGACACUGACUCUGGCGCCUGGUGAAAGCGCCGAGGUCAACAUGGUCGUUUCCCCACCGACCGACCACGGCUUCGAUCCCGCCAGCCUGCCCAUGUAUUCUGGAUGGGUGACGCUCAACGGUACCGGUAGCACGGGUCCGGUCCAGUCCUUGUCGCUGCCAUACUUUGGCUUGGCCGGAUCCAUGCGCAACGCAACGGUCAUGGCCGUGAACAGGAUGUUCAUGUUGGACACUGCAAACAUGAGAGGCAGCGGUCUGCGAGACAAUGUAACAUUCCAGCUUACCGCACCAAGCACGCGCCCCGAGUGGGCCGUUGAUGCCGGCAACGCGACGGCCAACGUUCUCGUAGUUGGAUCCAUGCCGGUAGCAUACACGUGGCUGGUGUUGGGCAGCCCCGAGGUCAGGAUAGAGGUCGUGCCACUCGAGGGGCCUGCGCUGGCAGAUGCCAAAGACAACGGACUAGGCGUGAAGGUCCUUGGCAGCGUGGGGGCAGAGUUCCCGAUCAAGUAUAGCCGUGCGGCUGGCACGUUGACGGCCUGGGAUGGCAGUCUGGCGGAUGGGACGUGGGUGCCAGCCGGGCGAUACCGACUUGGUAUAUCUGCACUCAAGAUCAUGGCGGACAGGACGAAGCGUGAGUCAUGGGAUUUGUACAACUCGCCCGAGUUUUACAUUCGUUGGGUCAAAGCUGUCUAG